This is a messenger RNA of Tetrahymena thermophila SB210, 2442 nucleotides long. RefSeq names its product DNA topoisomerase II. Gene Ontology annotation, biological process: DNA topological change; resolution of meiotic recombination intermediates; sister chromatid segregation. NCBI's taxonomy places the organism in Eukaryota, Ciliophora, Oligohymenophorea, Hymenostomatida, Tetrahymenidae. The record is from RefSeq and is a predicted model, not a curated record. Gene Ontology annotation, cellular component: nucleus. Gene Ontology annotation, molecular function: DNA topoisomerase type II (double strand cut, ATP-hydrolyzing) activity; DNA binding; ATP binding. The transcript has a single exon.
AUGCAAAAUCAAUACAAAUAAAUGAAAUUUGAAUUACAUGUUAGAUAAUGUGCUGAUAUGUACAUAGGUUCUAUACAACCUGAAGAAAUUAUGACUCCAAUUUACUCUAAAAAUUAAGAGAAUUAAAUAACAUUAGAGUAUAAAAAAGUUAAAAUAAUUCCAGGAUUACUAACUGUAAUAGGAGAAAUUUUAACCAAUGCAAGAGAUGUUAUGUUUCAAUAGAGAAAAUAAAAAAAAGGAAUAUAAAUAUAUUUAGAUUUUGAUGAAAUUGAAGGUGAAAUUGUUUUGAAAACUGUUGGAAAAGGUAUUCCUAUUGAAAAAUAAGAUAAUAUAUUUAUUCCAGAAUUAAUAUUUUCACAUGAAAGAACUUCAUCAAAUUAUUAAAAUACAAAUUUAAAUGAUCCAAAAUUAACUGGAGGAAAGAAUGGUUAUGGUGCAAAAUUAACAAAUGUAUUAUCUGAAUAUUUUGAAGUAGAAACUAAAUAUGAUAAUUUAAUUUUCAAAUAAUUACAUUAUGAAGGAAAUACCAAACAUAGUGAACCUUAAAUAACUCAUGUAAAAAUAAACAAUAAAUAAUAAUUAAUACAAUAAUAAGAGGAUGAUUAUGUGUAAAUAAAAUUUAAAAUAGAUUAUAAUUUUUUCAAGUUUGAAAAAGAUUAAUUACCAUUAUUAAAAUAAAUUUUAUAUGCAUAAAUGAUUGGAAUUUAUUCAUCUACUAUAAUUUAUUGUAAACAAGAUAAUAAUACAAGAUUAUUUUUAGACAGAUAAAUUAUAAAUGUAAAUAAUUUAUUAGAUUACUUAUAUAUGUUUAUUAACGAAGAACAUAAAUAAUAGAAUUUAAAUAUUAUUAAUUUUGUUGAUUAAUAUUAUUAACUCAUAAUUCUAGAAGAUAAAAAUAAUAUUAUAAUUCCAGGUUAGUAAUUAUAAAAGGAUAUAAUUUCAUUUGUUAAUGGAUUACCAUAAAAUGGAGGUACUCAUGUGAAUUUUAUUAAUUAGAUCAUAAAAUAAGAUUAAUUGAUUAAGAAUUUAAAUGUUUAAGAUUAAGAUGAAUUAGAAGUUAUGAAAUAAUUGGGAAAAUAAUAUAGGUAAAAUGUGUUUAUUAUUUUUUCUUUACUUGUUCACUAACCUAGUUAUACUUCUUAGAGUAAAGAUUAAUUGAAGACUAAUAAAAAAGAUUGGUUUGAUACUGUAGAAUUAGAAAAAUAUAUUUAAUAAUAAAUUCAAUAAUCUUCAUUGUUAUAAGAAUUAAAAAUUGAGAUUUAAUAAUAAACUAAAAAAUAAUAAGUUUUAAAAUAGAAAGAUUAAAUAAAAAAGAUGAAUAUAAAUUCAGUCAAAAAAUUAUAAGAUGCUAUUAAAAUAAGAGAUAGAAGAACAGAGUGUAGUUUAUUGUGUGCUGAAGGUGAUUCUGCUAUGAGUUUUAUAAGAUCUGGGUUAACAGAAUAACAAAAAUAAAUUUAUGGUAGAUUUCCGCUUAAAGGUAAAUUGAUGAAUGUCAAUAGUAAAACUGAUAGAUAAAUUGGUGAGAAUGAAAUUUUAUCAUAAUUAUAGAGGUCAUUAAAUAGAUAUUUUACUGAAAGUUUAGAUUCUGAAAAUGAUUUUAACAAUUAAUUGUAUAAAAAUUGGAGAGAGAAUAAAAUUUAAGAAAUGAAAGUGGAAUUUAUGAAAAAUUUAAUGUAAAGUGAAACUUUACCUUAGAGUGAAACUUUACCUUAAAGUGAAACUUUACCUUAGAGUGAAACUUAGGAUGAAACUGAAAAAAAAUAAUCUAAAUCUAAAACUAAAACUAAAAAAAAUAACGAUGAAAUCAAAAUCAAAAAAUAAUAAAAAUAAUUACUAAAAUAAUUUAAAAUAGAUGAAUCUAAAUUAAACAGAAGAAUAUUCAUUGAAGAAAAUGCAAAAAUAUUUAUGGAUCAGAUUAAUAAAAGUUAUUUACAACAAUUAAAAGAAUUUGAUAUAAUGAGAUAUAAAAAUAUUAUAAUUAUUACAGAUUAAGAUUAUGAUGGAUUUCAUAUUAAAGGAUUAUUUUUAAAUAUAAUAAUGAAGUACUGGCCAUAGUUAUUAAUUGAUGGCAGGGUAAAAACUUUAAAGACACAAGUUAUCAAACUAAAACCUAAAACAGAAUCAAAAAAAUUAAAAGAAUAAUAAUUCUAUAAUUUUGAUUAGUAUACUAAGUGGGUAUAAUAAAAUGGUGGAAUUGAAAAUAUAUAAAAUAAAUACAAUAUAAAAUAUUAUAAAGGUUUAGGUACUAAUACAGAUAAAGAAGCUAAAGAAUAUUUCAAAGACUUUGAAGUUAUAAAUUUGUUUUAAAAAGCUAGUCUAAAAAAUAUUGCUCCAGACCUCACUUUUCCUCUUAUAUUGUUGUUCUCAAUUUCUUCAGUAAAUUAUUUUUCUUACUAAAGAAAGAAAUUGUUGCUUAAAUUUUCAGACUAAUCUCUAUAUUGA